AUCAUGUAUAUUGUACGGAUAGGACUGGUGUGUGUGAUCCUGGUUACGCAAGUGAUCAGCGGAUGUCCGAACGGCUGGGAAACAUUUGACGGGUCCUGCUAUUUUAUAAUCGGAAUCACAGAAGAUUGGCUAGCCGCGUCGGACACAUGUGGUCUGUUCCACGCCCAUCUCGCUGUGGUUGAAGAUGAACUCGAGAAUAACUUUUUGAAACAAAUUAUCAACAAAUAUCAUUAUGGGCAGAUAAACGACCGCUUCUACUGGCUGGGCGCUACUGACGUGUUUGUGGAGGGAGACUGGCGAUGGCAGAGCAGUGGACAUCGACUAAAUUAUACCAAUUGGGGACCAGCAGAUCCUAACAAUCUGCAUGACCAGGAUUGUAUGCUAGCGGAAUUCACCAAUACUCACUUCUUCUGGAUCGAUAGAGGAUGUUCUGAAAAACAUAGCUUUGUUUGUGAAAUCAACGAUGGUUCUGAUGCAGUCAUUAUUGGAUGAAGGUCAAUCUGUAGUACAAUACACUUCAAUGAUACUUUUGUUUGUUAUUUUAAUUUGAAUUGAUUAAAAGUUAUCAUUGAAAGAA
Pecten maximus is the source of this 577-nucleotide messenger RNA. RefSeq names its product perlucin-like. Lineage: Eukaryota; Metazoa; Mollusca; Bivalvia; Pectinida; Pectinidae. The transcript is spliced from 5 exons. The record is from RefSeq and is a predicted model, not a curated record. The coding region runs from base 4 to 492 and encodes 162 amino acids.